Messenger RNA from Aspergillus ochraceoroseus IBT 24754, 2025 nucleotides. RefSeq lists its product as uncharacterized. The record is from RefSeq and is a predicted model, not a curated record. The transcript is spliced from 7 exons. NCBI's taxonomy places the organism in Eukaryota, Fungi, Ascomycota, Eurotiomycetes, Eurotiales, Aspergillaceae. The coding region runs from base 1 to 2025 and encodes 674 amino acids.
AUGCCUCGGGCGCGGAGGGUUAUCGAUUAUUUCAAGCGGCCGGAUUUCGUAGUGACUGCUAAGGAACAUCAUUCACCACAGCAGGUGGAAGACCCCGCGUCCGCCUCCCCUCUUCCCGAGCCGUCGCUCUCGCCCUCAUCCUUUCCAUCACAGGCUGCCUCUCCAGAAACACCAGAUGGACCAGCAUCCCAGUUGAAACGAUCGUUACUUUUAUCCACUGAAGAAAUCACUGAAACUGCCUCUCGGACCCAGGAGAGCUCUCAGAGCACGGACACAGCAUCAACCUUGAAUUUGUCCCAGCGUGUGAUCAAGAAUGGGAAGGAGGUUGUAAUCAGUUCGGAUGGCGAUGACACGGAUUCUAUAGGGUCUAUUGAGGACCCGGAAGAUAUGCUUGCGAGAUUCUUGCCUCCAAAGCCUCCUCUUGUAAGGGGUGACCAAAUGGAUCACGAAACUGAGAGAAUGUCGCUACGCUCUGGCAGGUCCGCGAACAAGAAGAACCCCUGGAGCAUUUCCCAGGCCGCAGCCUCAGUGCCAAUGUAUAAAAAUACGCUUGAUAACCUAGUCACACAAGCUGUUGAUGACAAUGAGACCGAGGCUGGUAUCGCAAAACUGAGAGCCAUGUUAGAUCGCGAUCUUAGUUCUGACUGGUCCAGUACAAACCGGAAUAAGCAAUUACACGAAGGAAUUCUGGCAACCGCCUUAGAAGAUGAUGUCGAUGAUGGUCCCGAAUUUCAACGUUUGCUCGACGCCGUCCGACGAACGGAGGCAUUCGACUUAGGGAAGUCCUGGUCGUUCUUUGAUUUCGAACGGCCUAUCCCCCCUCCCCCGGAGUUCCCUCGAGAUUCUGUCUUGCCUCUGACCUACCUGGGUACUCUGAGAGAGCCUGAGUCUAGAGAGCGAGCCUUCCAUUCCGGAGUGGUUGACUUCGCGUCAUCGAGAAACAUGCUCCCUGAUGAAUUAAUUACAUGGAUCUUCUACUCUAUCCCUACCGAAUCACGCGAUAAUUUGAGACACGCAUACUGCAGGGCUUUAAAGCAUACCGCACCAGAACGUUUAGAGUCCCUAAUUCGGCCAAAAGAUAUCAAAACUAUCUUUGAACAAAUAGGUGCAAGCUCCAAAGCCUUAACCAUCUCCGAGCCAAUUAUCCCGGACUCGCACACUAAGAGUGAUCCACUUCAUGGGCAAUUUCAACAUCACACAGCUUUGAUUUUCAUUCUAGACUUUCUUCGCGAUACCAUAACCCACUUCUCGAACAAUACUCGAGAGUAUGUCCUAAACAUUCUGUUUCGCCUUACACUUGACGCUUCCUUGACACGCAAUUCUAUAAUCUGUUCCGAGCUGGAGAGAACUAUAGCUGCAGUUUUGGAGAGCAUAAAUCGGGGGAAUGCCAAUGAAUUUAUCGAUCGGAUUUGUUUGGCUGCCCACACUACCCUAAAGGACGCAGAACUGCAGGCCCGUCUUCUUGAACAUAUGGCGCCAACGAAUGAUUGGAUCGCGUCACUAAGACGCCGUCUUGGCAUGAUAUUCUUGACCAACGAUCCCUUGGCUACUGUUGGGUCCGCAGAUAGGAUAUAUGAAGUACGACGAGUCGUCAACAUUCUCAAAGACAACCGAUUCGAUAUGAAGCGUCACAAACGGAACAGGCACACGGAAUGCGACUACGGAGAGCUUGGUGCUAUUAUCACAUUCCUCAACAUUGUCAUUGACUCUGGAUGGUCUGCGGCCUCGUUUCCUGACAGGGGUACAGAGAAGGAAUUCGAUCGCGAAAUUGACAUGCUCGCUGAUCGAAUUAAGAAGAUUUUCACGGCCAUUGAAGAUUCCGGUGCCUCUCAUCUUAAGCGAACCCUCGCGAAAGAAGCUCUCGAGUCUUUGCAUUAUCGCAUCCUGUACUCGGUCAGAUCAAGGCCACCUCCGCAAAAGGCUCUGUUUGGUGAACUCGGUUCUCCGCGAAAAAAACACAACCUUCUAAAAUACGUAAAGAAGAACGACAAAACGGUUACUUUCAAGAACGAAACAGUAUCUUGA